AUGGUAAUGGCAAUUGCGUUAUUGCCAAACCAAAAGCUGGAUGAAGGUUUUGAUGAAAUAAGAAGGAUGUACCGUACGGAAAUUCAAAACUAUAUUGGACAAAACGAAAAUGAAAACAUACAUAAAUUCCUGGAGUAUUAUCGAAGAACAUGGUUGACAGGUAUUUUUGCUGAGAUGCUGUCAGUAAGCCAUCAAAACAGACGAACUAACAAUGUUUUAGAAAUCAGCCAUAGGAAUCUAAUGACGAACAUGCAAAAUCCUAAUCCAAGCCCAUGGUUAUUUUUAGAAAACCUUAUUACUCACGUUCAUGGAAUCAUGAACGAUUACCGGUUGGCAGUAGAUGGCAUAGAAGUCCGGCAACCUAGGCCACGUGCGAGCAUCGAACAGGACAAAAAAAUAACCUUGGGCCUAACAAAACUCGUACAGAAUCGUUUUAGUGUAGCAGAGUUCUUGGGUUACACUAAACAUGUAACGCCAAAUUUUGGAGUAGAGCGCCCUAAUGUUCACAAUGAAGAGUUACGAGCACAGACUGCUCAACCAAUCAUCGAACCAGUUUUGAAUAAUAUGAUGGACAACAUUGAGUUACGAGCACAGACUGUUCAACCAAUCAUCGAACCAGUUUUGAAUAAUAUGAUGGACAACAUUGAGUUACGAGCACAGACUGCUCAACCAAUCAUCGAACCAGUUUUGAAUAAUAUGAUGGACAACAUUGAGUUACGAGCACAGACUGUUCAACCAAUCAUCGAACCAGUUUUGAAUAAUAUGAUGGACAACAUUGAGUUACGAGCACAGACUGCUCAACCAAUCAUCGAACCAGUUUUGAAUAAUAUGAUGGACAACAUUGAACCAAGAGAUCGUGUGAUACUUGGAUAUGAGUCACCACCAGCAUUCUUCCAGGGAGUUCUGAGGCAUUACAACCUGCCUUUAUUAUUACCAUUGCCCAUUUAUGAAGAACAAGAUGUGAUGCCAUAUGAUGUUUUGCAUGAGUUUCAGGAACAUAAUGAUAAAGAGCUAGAUAAUGAAAUUGUACCAUACGUGGUUGACAAUAUUGAACCAUUGGUAUGGCCGACAUUCGAAUUUGAGCCACAGCAUCAAAUAAUAAAUCCAAUUAACGAUUUUCCUCACAUAAAUAUAAGAAGAUCAAAUGAUGAAGUUGAAAACAUGAGAGAAAUUGUGGUGUGUGUGGCAUGCAUGAGUACUGGAUCAAAUAUUGUACUAAGGCCAUGCAACCAUGUCUGCUUGUGUGGUGAAUGUUUCGAAGGAUUGGAUAGAUUGGUUUGUCCACUUUGCCGAGCAGUAAUUACAGAAAUUGUCGUUAUUUUAGAGUAA
Messenger RNA from Macrosiphum euphorbiae (potato aphid), 1329 nucleotides. Lineage: Eukaryota; Metazoa; Arthropoda; Insecta; Hemiptera; Aphididae. The record is from the annotation of a GenBank genome assembly.